ACCGAACGGUUACUCUUCACAUCAAUGAUUCUAUCGUUGAAGAUCGACAACUUCAGGCGUUUCGUAUCUGCUGCCAACAUUAGCGAAUAGAACAAAUUGUUCGUAUAAAGGAAACCUUUGACACUACGAAUCUUCGAAAAUACAAAUUAUCAUUGAAAUUCGUUGUAAGUGGGGCGAUAUAAACGAACAACAAAUAGGAGUUUGCAUUUCUUGUGAUAAGUUCACCUGAGCGAGAAGCCGUGACAUACGCGAAUGCCGUCAGAUAAAUGAUGGUAAUACAGUAGUGAAAUUAUUAUUUUGUUUAAUCACAAUGUCUGACAAUAGUCCACCACCAGUUGAAGUUGCAUUUGGAUUAGAUAAUCAUGGUAGGGUAGUACGUAUUGAAUCAGGUGCAAACAGACCAAACAUAGGACGUCUCGCAAGCAUAGAAGAAACAUUAAGACUAUUGAGCAAUAAUUUAAUAUCAGACCAUCCAAGCACUGAAUCUAAUAAUGAUACACAAGCUGCAACAAUAUCUUCCGAAGAAGAAACAACGUCGGAUAUAACAGGACACGAGUUAUCAACUGAUGUGACGGAUGGAAUAUCGUCACCGAGUCAUACUACUGGAAGUGUACCAACGAUAAGUUCAGAAGAAGAUAAAAGGUACUGUUGGGUCUGUUUUGCAACGGAUGAGGAUGACGCAACAGCCUCUUGGGUAAAACCCUGUCACUGUCGUGGAACAACUAAGUGGGUACAUCAGGGUUGCAUACAACGUUGGGUAGAUGAAAAACAAAAAGGACGUUCCGGAGCGGACGUGGCGUGUCCGCAGUGUAACACAGAAUACAUCAUUGUUUAUCCAAACAUGGGACCUUUAGUCGUAAUUCUAGAUACGAUUGAUGGGGUUAUAUUCCGUGUAUGUCCAUUCAUUGCAGCCGGAAUAGUUGUUGGCUCAAUUUACUGGACAGCUGUUACGUAUGGAGCAGUAACAGUAAUGCAAGUGGUUGGCCACAAAGAUGGUCUGACCAUGAUGGAGCAAGCUGAUCCUUUGGUAUUGCUGGUUGGUUUACCAACUAUCCCCAUAAUGCUUGUUUUAGGGAAAAUGCUUCGAUGGGAAGACCAAGCACUAAGUUUGCUCCGAAGACAUGCUUGCAAAUUGCCAAUUUUAAGGCACUUCUUACCUAGCAGUUACUCUGACGAAGAUAGAGCACAGUCACAAGAAGUUCCACCGAUGAAUGAUCCAGUGUCAGCAACAAGAAUUCUUUGUGGUGCUCUCCUAUUGCCCACUAUUGCUAGCAUCUGUGGCAAGCUUUUGUUUGAAAGCAUGAGCUCCAAUUUCCAGAGGACGUUACUUGGUGGCGUAGCGUUCAUAACAAUAAAGGGGGCUUUCAAGAUCUACUACAAACAGCAGCAAUACGUUAGACAGUGCCAAAGGCGUAUAAUGGAUUAUACGGAAAACAACGUGGCUAAAUAUAGGAGGCAACAAAAUGCAGAGAGCAAUCAAACGAGCUAAGCCGAAUGUUAUGAUAAUUACGUGACAUACGUUAUGCGGGUAUGUGAGAGAUGCGUGAAUACUUGAUUCGUAAAAUUAUCGUCUUUCAUUUAUUAUUCACGGUAUUUUUCCGUCAAAGGCGCAAUGUUCGUUCUUGCACAGCAGACGCGGAUUUAACUACUGCAGAAGCAAUGACAAUGCAUGCAACUAUACAAUGAAAAGACAGUAAGGAUUUGUAAAUAAACAUAUAUAUCAGAGAAGAGCAUGAAAUGGAUAAAACGCCGGUUAAUUAACUAGGAUAGGAUAUGGUGGUUAGAAGUGAGAUAAUCGAAUUAAGAAAACAACUUAGGUUUCUUUGGACUCACUGAUAAAACAUAAAAUAACUUCACAGUGAUCUAAUAUCAUGGCUGUUUGUAUUACAUUUAUUGAUUA
Cephus cinctus (wheat stem sawfly) is the source of this 1900-nucleotide messenger RNA. RefSeq names its product E3 ubiquitin-protein ligase MARCH5. The transcript has 7 exons. Bases 311 to 1489 code for a protein of 392 amino acids. Gene Ontology annotation, molecular function: zinc ion binding. Lineage: Eukaryota; Metazoa; Arthropoda; Insecta; Hymenoptera; Cephidae. The record is from RefSeq and is a predicted model, not a curated record.